Messenger RNA from Diachasmimorpha longicaudata, 2290 nucleotides. It is a transcript of the gene Lop2, whose product is annotated as rhodopsin-like. Gene Ontology annotation, molecular function: G protein-coupled photoreceptor activity. NCBI's taxonomy places the organism in Eukaryota, Metazoa, Arthropoda, Insecta, Hymenoptera, Braconidae. The transcript has 3 exons. The record is from RefSeq and is a predicted model, not a curated record. Gene Ontology annotation, biological process: G protein-coupled receptor signaling pathway; cellular response to light stimulus; phototransduction. Gene Ontology annotation, cellular component: plasma membrane. Bases 142 to 1335 code for a protein of 397 amino acids.
GUUUCGUUGGCUUCUCACAGUCGUAUAAAAAGGAAUGAUGGAAAGCAUUAGUCGUACUGACCACUGGAUUGAUCAGUAUCACGUAGAUUUGAUGUCUCGAAAAUUACUAGUCUCUGUUUUCAUGAUCCUGAGCCGAGAAUAAUGGAACACAUUGUUGCUAACGUAACGUCAACGCUGGAGCUGUUGUCCCUCAACUCAACAUCAGAAACACUGAUGAAUCAUGUUGCAACGAUGGGACCUAAGGCCGCCCGACAGUGGAUGCGCUACAGCAAUCAGACUGUCGCUGACAAAGUACCCGAGGAAAUGCUGAGUUUGAUUGAUCCCCAUUGGUAUCAAUUUCCCCCGAUGGAUCCACUCUGGCAUAAAUUACUGGGGUUGGUGAUGAUUGUCAUUGGAAUACUGGGCUGGUCUGGCAAUGGCGUCGUAGUUUACAUAUUUUUAUUUACCCCAUCGUUGAGAACACCGUCCAAUCUCCUGGUUAUCAAUCUGGCUUUUUCCGAUUUUCUCAUGAUGAUUAUACAGUCCCCUCCAAUGGUAGUUAAUUGUUGGUACGAGACGUGGGUACUGGGUCCCCUGAUGUGUGACAUCUACGCAAUGGUGGGUUCCCUCUGUGGUGGUGCAUCCAUAUGGACAAUGACAGCAAUAGCCUACGAUCGUUACAACGUCAUCGUCAAGGGAAUGUCGGGGACACCAUUGACGAUAACCAGAGCCCUCAUUCAGAUCCUCAUAAUCUGGUCUUUCUCCUUCCUCUGGACAAUACUGCCCAUGUUGGGGUGGAAUCGAUACGUUCCUGAGGGCAACAUGACCGCCUGUGGCACCGAUUAUCUCACCAAGGACUGGGUGUCAAGAUCCUACAUUCUCGUUUACAGUGUCUUCGUUUACUACACACCAUUAUUCACGAUAAUCUACAGCUACUGGUUCAUCGUAUCCGCAGUUGCUGCUCAUGAGAAGGCGAUGAGAGAGCAAGCCAAGAAGAUGAAUGUCGCUUCUCUGAGAAGUGGUGAACAGGACUCCACUAGUGCUGAAGCUAAAUUGGCUAAAGUUGCUUUGACAACGAUAUCUUUGUGGUUUAUGGCGUGGACACCAUAUCUUGUCAUUAAUUACACGGGAAUUUUUGAAACAGCGACAAUCAGCCCACUGUUUACUAUCUGGGGAUCACUCUUCGCUAAGACCAAUGCCUGCUACAAUCCCAUUGUCUAUGGUAUCAGUCAUCCCAAGUACAGAGCAGCUCUUCAGCAAAAGUUACCCUGCUUUGUCUGUGGAACGACUGAACAGACGAAAAGUGGAGGUGGUGAUACAGCUUCCCAGACUACUACAGCUACGGGAAAGGCUUAGAAUUUAUAGUUAAACCAAAUCGUCUAUUCUCGUGUGGAGUUAGAUUUCGGGAUCAUAUUUCUAUGGUUUUCAUCGUCAAAUUGUUGAUUCUUCAUUUUUUUUUCGAGGGAAUUGGAUAUUUUGGAACGUCUGUCACAGGGUUUUUACAUCGACCCGAAGGCGAUGUCAUACGAUAUUUUUCCUCAGUGAUUUUCACUUCUUCAGGGAAGUUCAGGGAAGGGCCUAUGCCAAUCCCAGGAUGAGGAAAAGGGAAAAUCAGUAGGGAAACGUCGAUUUCACGAUGAGAGAAACAUGAAAUUUGGGUACAAAUAAUAAAAACGAAGUAUUUCACCGCAGAAAUCAAGAUAUUCUUUGAUUUGACAAAUGAAAGGGAAAAAAAUUGGGAGAUACAGAAGGGCAGAUGCCCUUUGUAUUUUUUUUUUGUUAAACUGAGGGCUACGCCCUUUACUCAACUCUCCAGGGGGCUGGGCCCCCCUUUUGCAUUUAUCUGCAAUUUUUUUUUUCCCUCAAAAUGGAAUUUUUGUUAGUUGAGGCGAUACUCACAAUCGAAUGUGAUAAAUCAAUUCUUUACCCCAAUUUUCCCCUUCUACCCCCUCCCCUCCCCUUUUCCACCCUUUCCUAAUUUCUCUUGCACCCCUGAAAAGCUGAAAAACUCUUUCCUGAGUUUUUACACAUUUUUUUAUAAUAAUAUAAAGAAAUGUUGGUGUUGAAUAUCUUCAAAGUGAACUUAACAAACUGAUGAACAAUGAUAAUGUUCCUGAGGAAAUAUUGAAAUGAUAAAAUCAGUUGUUGCUUCAAGGGUUGAUUUAAUAUUACAAAAUUCAAGACAGAUACAACGAUGGUGCCAAUCCAAUGGACUGCUAUUUUCCACACGCAUUUCAGUAUCAAGAGGGAAAAAAAUAACGUUCCAUCUGAUUGUCAAAUAACAAUUGAAUCAAAUUGUGGUGCAAAAUAA